This is a messenger RNA of Myotis myotis, 1674 nucleotides long. It is a transcript of the gene LAMTOR3, whose product is annotated as late endosomal/lysosomal adaptor, MAPK and MTOR activator 3. The coding region runs from base 63 to 923 and encodes 286 amino acids. Gene Ontology annotation, biological process: positive regulation of TOR signaling; cellular response to amino acid stimulus. The record is from RefSeq and is a predicted model, not a curated record. The transcript has 6 exons. Gene Ontology annotation, cellular component: Ragulator complex. NCBI's taxonomy places the organism in Eukaryota, Metazoa, Chordata, Mammalia, Chiroptera, Vespertilionidae.
GGGGGCCGGGACUGAGCGCAGGGGGAAGGUUCCGGUAACGGGAAAGCCAAGACUAGGACAUCAUGGGGCUUCUAAUAGCCGCAACCUGGUGCUUGCUGUGCACACCUUCACAUUCCUCCAACGGAAGAAAAGGUUUUAUGAUACCGCAUCCCGAAAACCGAAUGGAAACCAUACACUCUCUGCGCACAAAAAAGAAAAAAAGAAAGAAAGUCUCUUCGCUAGACUUACGGUGGGGAAACACGCAGCGAGCGAUCCGGUUCAAACUUGAACCGCGGGUAUCCCAGCGGCCACGCGGCCGGGCGUCUGCGCAGGCGCGGGAGGCCGCAGCCCGUGGAGGGCCUUGGUAUGGGGGCGGGGCGCGACGCCAGCCCGCGCGCACGGUGUCCGUUGCCUCUCCCCGGAAAUGCUGCGUCCCCGGGCGUCGGAGGCGGAGGGAGUGCUUCCUGGAGCACAGAGGAGGUCACAAAUCAUGUGACGGCGGCUUGCGGAGGAACCUGUCUUGGAAGCUUGUCCCCGAGGCGGUGGACAGCCACGAACCUUGCUGCUCAGAGAGCCGGGACCUAAAGCGAUUCCUGUAUAAAAAGUUACCAAGUGUUGAAGGGCUUCAUGCUAUUGUUGUGUCAGACAGAGACGGGGUGCCUGUUAUUAAAGUGGCCAAUGAUAAUGCUCCAGAGCAUGCUUUGAGACCUGGUUUCUUAUCUACUUUUGCCCUUGCAACAGACCAAGGGAGCAAACUUGGACUUUCAAAAAAUAAAAGUAUCAUCUGUUACUAUAAUACCUACCAGGUGGUUCAGUUUAAUCGUUUACCUUUGGUGGUGAGUUUCAUAGCCAGCAGCAAUGCCAAUACAGGACUAAUUGUCAGCUUAGAAAAGGAACUUGCUCCAUUAUUUGAAGAAUUGAGACAAGUUGUAGAAGUUUCUUAACCUGACAGUGGUUUUGAUGUCUACCUUAUCUUCAUUAUAAUAGACAAGAUAUCAAUCUAGCAAUCUUGAGACCACAACAUACUUGUAUCCAGGUACCCAAAAAAGGGUCCCUUUUUUACCUUAUACUAAAAAUUUAUGGACAGAUUGUUAUCUUUUUUUUGUAUAGGUCUUAUUUACUGAGAUCUGGGGAUACCACAGAAAUGGUUCUGUCUAUCAUAGCUCCCAUGGAGUUAGUCUAGUCCCCAAAUCUGCAUGAGAUUCUAUUGGGUGGGUCGGAAUCAAAAUGGUCCUUUGAUCCACUUGAGCCGUGAAGUGCUCCCCCUUGUACAUUCUGCCGGGCCUGCAGAUUGAAGCAGAUCUAUUUUAUUGUGAAUAAUAAUGAGGACAUAUUUUUUUCAUAUUGUUUUAUUUCUUUGCAUUGAAGUGUGGGAACAUAAAAUGGCUGAGUAAAAGUAAUAAAAUCAGUACAAUCACUAACUUUUUUGUGCAUAUAUUCUUUUGCAAUAUACAUGAAUAUUACUAAUUGAUUUGAUUCUUCUCAGAGGGUGCUGCUCUUUAAUAAAAAUGAUAGCUAAUGGUUCCUCUGCUUCCUAUAUAACCAUUCAGUGUUUUAAUGUUUGUGCAUUGUUCGUAAAAUUUAGAUAUGAUUCAUUAUUGAGCUCUGUUCCCAGUAUUGGUACAUAUGUAAACAUGAUACUACAGCCAUUUUUUUCAAUACAUAAGUAUAAAUAAAAUAGUAUUUUUAAAAGUA